CUUCAACAAUGGUUUCUCAAGCUACUACUAAUAAAGUUCAAGCUUUAAUUAAAGAACACCCAAUCUUUGUUGCUUCCAAAAGCUACUGUCCUUACUGUACUCAAACUAAAAAAACUUUAGCUUCUUUAACUAAAGAUGCUUACAUCAUUGAAUUGGAUGAAGAAUCUGAUGGUGAUGAAAUUCAACAAGCUUUAUAUGAACUUACUAAUCAAAGAACCGUUCCAAAUGUCUUUAUUGCCGGCGAACACAUUGGUGGUAAUUCUGAUCUUCAAGCUUUAAACAGCCAAGAUAAAUUAGAAGCUAAAAUUAAAGCUGCUUUAUAAGUUUAUAAGCUAUAGAUUUGAAUUUUAGAUCUAGUGUAUCAUGAAAUUUUCAAUUAUUGUAGUAUUUCA
Hyphopichia burtonii NRRL Y-1933 is the source of this 392-nucleotide messenger RNA. It is a transcript of the gene TTR1, whose product is annotated as dithiol glutaredoxin. Lineage: Eukaryota; Fungi; Ascomycota; Pichiomycetes; Serinales; Debaryomycetaceae. Gene Ontology annotation, molecular function: glutathione disulfide oxidoreductase activity. The record is from RefSeq and is a predicted model, not a curated record. Gene Ontology annotation, biological process: cellular response to oxidative stress. The transcript has a single exon. Bases 9 to 323 code for a protein of 104 amino acids. Gene Ontology annotation, cellular component: cytoplasm; nucleus.